ACUUUCUUUUGUAAAUGUGGUUUCUACAAAGAUGAAACUACUAAAACUUACAGGUUUUAUUUUUUUCUUGUUUUUUUUGACUGAAUCCCUAACCCUGCCCACACAACCUCGGGAUAUAGAGAACUUCAAUAGUACUCAAAAAUUUAUAGAAGAUAAUAUUGAAUACAUCACCAUCAUUGCAUUUGCUCAGUAUGUUCAGGAAGCAACCUUUGAAGAAAUGGAAAAGCUGGUGAAAGACAUGGUAGAAUACAAAGACAGAUGUAUGGCUGACAAGACGCUCCCAGAGUGUUCAAAAUUACCUAAUAAUGUUUUACAGGAAAAAAUAUGUGCUAUGGAGGGGCUGCCACAAAAGCAUAAUUUCUCACACUGCUGCAGUAAGGUUGAUGCUCAAAGAAGACUCUGUUUCUUCUAUAACAAGAAAUCUGAUGUGGGAUUUCUGCCUCCUUUCCCUACCCUGGAUCCCGAAGAGAAAUGCCAGGCUUAUGAAAGUAACAGAGAAUCCCUUUUAAAUCACUUUUUAUAUGAAGUUGCCAGAAGGAACCCAUUUGUCUUCGCCCCUACACUUCUAACUGUUGCUGUUCAUUUUGAGGAGGUGGCCAAAUCAUGUUGUGAAGAACAAAACAAAGUCAACUGCCUUCAAACAAGGGCAAUACCUGUCACACAAUAUUUAAAAGCAUUUUCUUCUUAUCAAAAACAUGUCUGUGGGGCACUUUUGAAAUUUGGAACCAAAGUUGUACACUUUAUAUAUAUUGCGAUACUCAGUCAAAAAUUCCCCAAGAUUGAAUUUAAGGAGCUUAUUUCUCUUGUAGAAGAUGUUUCUUCCAACUAUGAUGGAUGCUGUGAAGGGGAUGUUGUGCAGUGCAUCCGUGACACGAGCAAGGUUAUGAACCAUAUUUGUUCAAAACAAGAUUCUAUCUCCAGCAAAAUCAAAGAGUGCUGUGAAAAGAAAAUACCAGAGCGCGGCCAGUGCAUAAUUAACUCAAACAAAGAUGAUAGACCAAAGGAUUUAUCUCUAAGAGAAGGAAAAUUUACUGACAGUGAAAAUGUGUGUCAAGAACGAGAUGCUGACCCAGACACCUUCUUUGCGAAGUUUACUUUUGAAUACUCAAGGAGACAUCCAGACCUGUCUAUACCAGAGCUUUUAAGAAUUGUUCAAAUAUACAAAGAUCUCCUGAGAAAUUGCUGCAACACAGAAAACCCUCCAGGUUGUUACCGUUACGCGGAAGACAAAUUCAAUGAGACAACUGAGAAAAGCCUCAAGAUGGUACAACAAGAAUGUAAACAUUUCCAGAAUUUGGGGAAGGAUGGUUUGAAAUACCAUUACCUCAUCAGGCUCACGAAGAUAGCUCCCCAACUCUCCACUGAAGAACUGGUGUCUCUUGGCGAGAAAAUGGUGACAGCUUUCACUACUUGCUGUACGCUAAGUGAAGAGUUUGCCUGUGUUGAUAAUUUGGCAGAUUUAGUUUUUGGAGAGUUAUGUGGAGUAAAUGAAAAUCGAACUAUCAACCCUGCUGUGGACCACUGCUGUAAAACAAACUUUGCCUUCAGAAGGCCCUGCUUUGAGAGUUUGAAAGCUGAUAAAACAUAUGUGCCUCCACCUUUCUCUCAAGAUUUAUUUACCUUUCACGCAGACAUGUGUCAAUCUCAGAAUGAGGAGCUUCAGAGGAAGACAGACAGGUUUCUUGUCAACUUAGUGAAGCUGAAGCAUGAACUCACAGAUGAAGAGCUGCAGUCUUUGUUUACAAAUUUCGCAAAUGUAGUGGAUAAGUGCUGCAAAGCAGAGAGUCCUGAAGUCUGCUUUAAUGAAGAGAGUCCAAAAAUUGGCAACUGAAGCCAGCUGCUGGAGAUAUGUAAAGAAAAAAGCACCAAAGGGAAGGCUUCCUAUCUGUGUGGUGAUGAAUCGCAUUUCCUGAGAACAAAAUAAAAGGAUUUUUCUGUAACUGUCACCUGAAAUAAUACAUUGCAGCAAGCAAUAAACACAACAUUUUGUAAAGUUA
Messenger RNA from Homo sapiens (human), 1997 nucleotides. It is a transcript of the gene AFM, whose product is annotated as afamin. Bases 32 to 1831 code for a protein of 599 amino acids. The transcript is spliced from 15 exons. Lineage: Eukaryota; Metazoa; Chordata; Mammalia; Primates; Hominidae. The record is from RefSeq and is marked reviewed. Gene Ontology annotation, cellular component: extracellular region.